AGAUGACGUGAGAAAAAGUUUCCAAAUCGAUAUUUUAUUUUUUUUUUAAUUUAAAAACAGAUUUUAUAAAUCACGAUUUUUUUUAAUGAUUUAAUAAAUUUAAGAAAAUUGAAUAUUUCCAAAUAUUGUCUUCCUGUAUUUUUGGAACUGAUUAUCCUUAUCCAUAGAAUAUGUUUUGUACUAUGUAGAACACAGUAAACAUGUUUAAAAUUGAUUUCUACUAGUUUUAGAUUUAUAGUAAUGUGUGGAUUCUGAUUUCUGCAGAUUUUCGAUUUAUAGCAAUGUGUAGAUUCCAGAUUCUACAGAUUUUAGAACGAUAGGUUAAGCGUGAAAUGUGUUUUCCAAAUAUUUUUAUAUUAUAAUUAUUUACGUAGAUCACGUAUUCUAAACAUAUUAGAUUCAAUGAAAAAAGUAGAUUACAUUUUCUACUAUGUAGAAUGUCAAUUCUACUUUUUGUAGUACAAAAUAUAAAAUUAUGAAGUAAACAUUUUCAGAAUUGGAAAAAUACCAAUAUGUUGUUGAUAUAGGUAUUUCAUCAGUAGUUACUAUUUUUUUAAAAAAAAAUUAUUUAUAAAACUAUUUAUUUGAUUUAUUUUGGAAAAUACUAAAAAAUAUUAGAGGAAAAGAUGGUACAAAAAGGAAAUUUGCCUAAUAGAACAUAAUUAUUAUUUUGUGGCCUAAAAAAACAAUUUCUCCUUUUUUUUAACUGGAAAUAAGACUAUAUCGGAUGAACCAUUCAACCAAUAAAUUAACCAUAUAAAGAAUGGUUAUGACGUUAAUUUUAUUUCCCCAAAUGAUGAAUUGUGUGUCUGUUAAGUCAUUUAUUAGGAAAUUCUACUUCAGAUGUUUCUGAUAUAAAAAUAUCAAACACAUUCAUAUAUUUUAUACUUUCAGAUUGCUAAGUUUAUUUCUUUUUUUAAACAGAGAUCGAUUAUUAGAUCUGAAGGUUAUUGAAAUAUCUGGAAUCAUUUCGAAUUCUAAACUAAACCAUUUCAAACAUACUAUCAAAUUUAUAGACUAUGUUUCCAGCCAUAGGUUAUCAUGGAAUUUUCGCUGUAUUAUUUUGCCUCAUUUAACUCAGGGCUGGUUUCGCUGUAUAAUUAAAACAAAUUAGGAAUUGUAGUAAAAAUGUAAACAACGUCAAGACAUAAAAUGGAAGAAGUUUUAUUCUUGUUUAGUUUUGUCUGUUUUCUAGAGUGAGCAAUAUCCACACACUCCAUACAAGGCCAAACUAAAUGUCUUGUUUGGUCUAAAGUCUAAGGCUUGAAAAGAGUGGCCACUUGACAAGGAACAAAAAUCUAACUUUGGUAAAAGGAAGAAUAAAAACUCAAAGUGGGAAAACGGCCAAUCAAAAGAUAGGAUAGGCAAGUGAAGCAAUGUGAUUAUCGCUGAUCAAUGUGGAAGAAUAAACGAAUCAUUGAUGUUUUUAAGUUUCUUGACACUUGGAAGUUUGGAAAAACAAAACGUUCGUUGGCGUUUUCAAACGCCGCAUCUUCUAAUUACCUAGCUCUACAAUGCUCUAUGCCUAUAUAUAUAUAUACGAGCAAAAUCCAUUGAAAUUUUAGUCUAUCAUCACAAUAUGAUCCAUCAAUUCCAACUCUUCGUGAAUUUAGGACUUGUCAUCUUAUACAUAAUGUGGUAUGGGAGUUUUCAACUCGUAACCACAAAAGCUAAACGGAUUUUAAAUCUUUCUGUUUCACACUUACACUUGUUACAGAAUUUUAAGUGUGACUAAAGUUAUCAGAAUCUAAUAUAGUCAACAUAAAAUUAACAAAUAAUAUGUCUAAUUAAAUAGUUGAAGAUUCUUUUAGCCCAAAACUGACAGUAUGGAGUUUCAAGAAUCUACCUACUUACUGGGAGAAGUUUGUAAGGGAGUUUCAAGAAUCUCAUGCCUAGUUGGCUAAGAUGAUCUUUGUGUCACUCUUUUGCCAUCUAUGAUUUUGGCUUUCCAUGUUUUUAUUCUUGUUUUGCCAUGGAAGUAUGUAUAAAUAGGUUUACUCUUUUGUAUCCACCUGACAUUUCGUUAAUAUGAUAUCAACGUUCAUAGCACAAAAAAAAAGUUUGCAAGGGACAAUGCUUUGGGAGACCCAUGAGCUUCAUACCUUCCACUCGCAAAAGAGGAUUUCAAAGUUAUCCACCAAAAUUAAAUUUUAGCGAUAGAUACUUUUACUAGAUGAUUAAAUCAUAUAUUGUAAAAAAGUAAAGUACUCAUGCUAAAAUGGUAGAAAACUCAUGGUUUAAUUCUGUAGAAGACUAACCUUAUUAUAAGGUUGUGUUAAAAAGGAGAUUAUGUAAGGGUACGUCAUUGCUUUUAAAUAAUAGUUAAAAAUGUAAAAAACAUAUAUAUUAUACUACGGGUGGUUUAGAUAUAGUUAUGUUUUAGUAUGUUUCAUUUUGAUAAGAUUCAUACCUUUCUAUACAUUUGGUGAUGGUCAAACUGAAAUUAAAAAAAAAACUAGAAUCAUCAACACGUGUGGUCAGAGUUGGCACGUGAACAUUAAAUGAAAAAAAUAAACAAAUGUGACCGGAAAAAAGUGAGAGGCUGAAAUCAAUCUUGGUCCGUUGUCACAAAAUACUUUUUCUUCAAUUUAGCCGUCACCUUGACCAUCUAGAUUCAAUGGACUUCACUCGCAAUUUAAAUAUUUUUGUUAUAGCCCCUCAUGUUAUCAGAAACUAUACUGGACGCAGCUCUGCCCCAAAAGUUUUAUUUGUUUGACAACCUUAAUAAUUUAAUUUACUAUGACAAUAGCACGUACAUAUUUUAAUGAUACAGUUUACCCCCAUAAUUGAACUUUUUAUUUACUAAUAGGAGGCUUUUGACCACUGACCACCCGCACGUGUUUUAAAAUAAAAUCCAAUUGAUUCUCAAUAGUCACGUUAGCUCCACGUAUAAAUUAUCGACUACCAUCAAACACAUGUACAUGCAAACAAAUAUAACUUAAAACUAAACUUAUGGAACACAGAGCUUCUAACACGAAUCAGGUGAAAUACAGAGGUGUACGAAAGCGUCCAUGGGGGAAAUAUGCUGCGGAGAUACGUGACUCGGCUAACCACGGAGCUCGUGUCUGGCUCGGGACGUUUAUCACAGGGGAAGAUGCGGCUCGGGCCUACGAUAGAGCCGCUUUUUCUAUGAGAGGCCACAAGGCCAUUCUCAAUUUCCCUCUUGAGUACCCAAUGAUGAGGGAUGGUCCAAGUGGUGGUGGCGAGAAUGCGGUGGCUUCUUCGUCGUCAGAGUUUAGUGAAAGAGACGGUGGUGGCGGGAAGGAAGUGAUUGAGUUUGAGUAUUUAGACGAUAGUUUGUUGGAAGAGCUUCUAGAGUGUGGAGAGAGUUAUAACCAGGAUGUUUGGUAUAACGCAACUGUUAAUUAGAUCAAUUUGUCACUUCUUUUGUUUUCUUCUUCCCAAUGUUUUAAUACUAUAUUCACUUACUCACAUUAAUAUAUCCAAAUAAUUAGCAGUUUUAUCAUAUGUUUGGACUUUGGAUAAUAUAGAUUUUAUAUGCUGGGAUGGUGAAUAUUAUCAUCUCGAUUCACACAAUAGUAAUAUUGUAGUUUGACAAAUAAUAAAAAGCAAAUCCAAUUUUGUUUGCUUUUUAUUAUUCAUCUAUAAUAUGAUUUUGUUUUACCAACUUAAAUAAAAUUUGGCCCACUUUACUAGGUAGAUCAUCAUUGUGUAUUUUUUGUUAAUUGUUAGUUGGUUUAACUUAAGCGACUACAUAUCGCCAUCUGGACUCACCACAUUAAUAUAAACUACAAUAUUACUAUUGUGUGAAUUGAGAUGAUAAUACGUAGUCACUAUCAGUAAUUCAUGAUAGUGAAUUGAACUUAUAUUUAUUUAUUUUUUUCAAAAAUCGAUAUUCUGAAUAUUUAAAACAGUAUAAGAAUGCUGAUUUAAGAUAACUACAAAAAUAUACCAAUUCAUAAUUUUUCAAAUCAAGAAGCAACUUUGAAUAUUAACCUUGCUUUUUAGUAGAAUUUCUUCCUUGAUGACGUUGUCACGUUAAACUUAUUUUGUUUGUGAACUAGAUUCUCAUAUGCAUGGUCCAUGCUGUAUUGUUGUACUAUCUAACUAUUUCUGGACCUUCAUUAGAUCACUCACUCAUCCAUUGACUAUUUCACUAUUCUCAAAAGAUUUGAUAAUUGAGUAUGUGUAUCAACAAUUCAUGUUUUUUUCUUCAUUUACACAGCACGAACUUUUA
Messenger RNA from Brassica napus (rape), 4198 nucleotides. Its product is annotated as ethylene-responsive transcription factor ERF095-like. NCBI's taxonomy places the organism in Eukaryota, Viridiplantae, Streptophyta, Magnoliopsida, Brassicales, Brassicaceae. The transcript has a single exon. Bases 2953 to 3369 code for a protein of 138 amino acids. Gene Ontology annotation, biological process: regulation of DNA-templated transcription; ethylene-activated signaling pathway. The record is from RefSeq and is a predicted model, not a curated record. Gene Ontology annotation, molecular function: DNA binding; DNA-binding transcription factor activity.